Molecule: messenger RNA, 3432 nt
Organism: Colletotrichum gloeosporioides
Lineage: Eukaryota; Fungi; Ascomycota; Sordariomycetes; Glomerellales; Glomerellaceae
Product: DENN domain-containing protein
Exons: 3
Coding region: 1-3432 (1143 amino acids)
Biological process (GO): regulation of Rab protein signal transduction
Cellular component (GO): cytoplasmic vesicle
Source: RefSeq, a predicted model, not a curated record
AUGGACAGCUCCUCGACGCCGCUCGCCGACUACUUCUGGAUCGCCGGCGUAGAGUCCAUCUCCUACAAUGACCCUACCCCGCAGCCGCCCCAGUCCAACCUCGAGUCCACCAUCGUCGAGGACAGCGAACAAGAGGACAGCGAUAGCGAUGUGAACGCCACUCCGAGCAAGCGCGUUGCCCGCCACUCGAGACAGAACUCGGGCGGCCGCACCUCCAAUGGUCGCUUCUCCAUCCAUACCCUCGACGAGGUUGACGGAAACACGAGGAGCAACCGAAGCAGCGCUACGAUUCGACCCUCUCAGCUCAACCAGGUCGCUGCCAAUGGCACCAGCAGCCCCCCAGGCACCGGUUUCAACGGCCUCAAUGGCUUGAACGGGCUGAAUGGCCUCAACGGCGAAAUACCCCCAUUCAUGGAGGGUUUCGACUUUGAUAAGGCUCUCCUCAAGUUCGCUGCCGAACGGGAGAAUUUCCUCGAGGACUUGUCCUUCAGUGCUGGAGCCAAGGCGCAGGCCAGACCUAUGGUGAACCCGAGAGCCGAGCGUAUCAAGGCCGACGAGGGUGACAUGAGCGGUCGCAGAAGCCCUCUCCGGAGCAUCGAGAGGAGCAUCAAGGGAAGCAUCCGCCGCAAGAUGAGUUUUAGGGACAUGAACAGCAUGCGCAAGCAACCCACCACACCGCGAGCGAGCACGCCAGGUGCCGCUUCAAUUAGGACUUCCAAGCGCUUGAGCAACUACAACUCUGUCAUUCCUCCCCCGGAGCCCCUUAACACAGACCCAGACAUGCACCCCCUCAAGAGACGUUUCGAGCCCGUGUUGCUCGACAGGUACCCUGCCAAAGACGCAACCGACGAGGUCAGCCGUCGCGGAAAGUUUCCUGACUACGUCCCCAUGUUUGCCUUCCCCAACGAUAUCCAGAUCGUUUCUUCAGACGACCGACCCCGUUCUACCUGGCACGGUUUCACGAUGACAUCGGACGACAACUCCAAGAUCUAUGGUAUCACCAUCAUUAUCUGGACUGCGAUAACAUCUGAGGUUGCAGACGAGGUGGAGAAGCGAUGCGAGCAGUGGCGGCAGAGUCACAUGUCCAACGAGGAACGGGAGUUGGCAGCCAGUCUUGGUGUGCGGCUCGCGGCUGAACGUGCGCAUUUGUCACAGCUGCUCGCGAAGCUGCCGACGAUUCCUUCCGGAUCGUCAGCCCGUGAUACUCUGGAUGACCAAAUCAGUGCUGUGGAGGAGAAGAUCAGUCUCAUGACAGAAAUGUUGAGACCAUUGCGUCACGGUGCUGCAUCCAAGAUUGAUGGGCUGACUGCUGGCGAGAGCGGUCUCUGGGCCCCCAGAGCCUACGGCAUCUUGGGCAGAGAUGUCACAAGAAUGUCGUUCUGGAAGGAGUGGUUGCGCGCCAUUGUGGUGCCCAUGACUGAUGGAGCAAUCCUGCGAGUCCCGCCAAGCUCCCCCAAGGUUGGCCGUUGGCAACCGCUGGAGCGCUACGUCGUCAACCUAUGCACCGAGGCGUUCAGCCCUUUGAGCUCGAAGACGCAGGUUGAGCUCGGUGUGCGCGAAUUGCGAAUGUACUGUCGCAAGGAAGCCACGAACGAGAUUCCUGGGGCAAGAACCAUCGACAUCUAUGCCCUGUUUCGAUGUCUUUCCAUGGAGAACAUCGUUGCCCUCUUCGAAUACGCCAUGUCGGAGUCUCGCAUCAUCUUCAUCUCUUCCCACACUGGCAUGCUUCACCUGGCGUGCCAUGCAUUGGCGAAUCUGUUGUAUCCCCUUAAGUGGGCGAGCAUCUUUAUUCCCGUGCUUCCUGCGCGUCUUCUCUCCGCCCUAGAUGCGCCCUGCCCCUACAUUGUCGGCAUCGAGAGGCGCUACGAGAAGAUUGAGUUGCCGGACGAUGACUAUGUGCUGGUGGACUUGGACAUGGACACGAUUGAUGCAACCACCCAGCCUGUUCGCUUGCCCCGCCAGCACCGCCGCAAGCUUCUCUCGUUGCUUCAUGUGGCCGCACCCCACCACAUUCGCUAUGGAGUGACUGUUGGUCCUCCGCCGUAUGCGAUGGAGUCAUUCCCCUAUGACGCCUUCUCUGCAGAGAACGAUACGCUCUUCAACUCAAGCGUCAGCUCUAGCUCCCUUGGCAAGUGGGUUACACAGAACUCCUCGUCAUUUGGCGAACCCGAACCGCCCAACUCCGUGCGCCCUCCCAUCUUCAAUGCUUUCCUGCAUUCGAGGGGGGACCACGGCAAGUCCGACCGCCCUGAUACGAGCAAGUCCGGAAAGACCAGUCCGCAGUCAUCGGUUUCGCCGGUUUCUAUGAACUUCCCACCCAUGCCGACCACGCCAGUCUCUCGGAGUGACUCUGGCUUCGCUCAGACCCUUAGGGAAAAGAAGUCUGGCCAUUUCGACGAGAAGUCCCGCCGCAGCUCGUCUUUCGGCAUGGACAAGCCCCCGCCUCUCCACCGACCAAGCCUGCCGUUCCUGAACGGACACAACCCGAGCAUGUCAGUCUCUGCCAUAUCGGUUGACUCGCAGUCGUCGUACGGCGGAUAUGCUCCUUCGACCUACGCGCAGUCCACCAUUGCGGCCUCCACCAUCAUGCCCAACAUGUUGAUCCAGCCCGUGAGGAACACAGAGACGACUAUGUGGGUUGAAGGUCACUGCUUCAACUGGAUUGCCCACGAUUCAUCGUCCACUUGUACUGUUUGCGACGAGAGAUCCGAGGGUGACGGUAUUUAUAAGUGCUCUCAUUGCGGUGGAUUCGCCCACAGUCGCUGUCUGGGACACGUUUCGAUCGUCUGUAGCGAAGCAUUCCAUCCUGACCGCGUCCGAGCAGCUUUUGUCCGUUGCCUCGCUAGCUUGCUGUACACGUACAGAAAGCAUCUCGGACGCCCCUCCAGGGAACAGAAGAGCAACGGUCAGCUUUACGCCUUUGACAUGGAUGGUUACAUCAAGAGUCUCCCGUACGAACAACAACCGUACGCUACCAUGAUGCGGGAAACCCAAGCAUUCAACGAAUUCAUCCAUGAGCGUGAGACCAACUCUGCUACACACGCGUCCAUCCGUCUAUUUGACGAGAUCAUCAUGGCCAAGAAGGCCAGAGGCCGUCCCACACUGACGUCUGGACUGUCCCGUCUGUCGACCAUUCGCAUGUCUCAUGGCGCAUCGAGCAACGCUUCGGGCUUUGCUGCGCCUGCGAAGCUCAAGAUCCCCACUUACCUGGGCGAUACCUCUGACCACAUGUGGCGAACUGCCUCGGUACCAGUACCCAACGCCAAGUUUCCGGGCGAGUACCGGACCGUCGUCACUCGGAUUCCCACCAAGCUAGACCCUGCGCUCAUGAGAGAGCCGCGUGCUAUUCAGGGUGUCCCGCGACCCGAGCAGCGCAGAGGCGGCCUCUUGCGCAAGAUGGUACCUAGCAUGGUGGGCAGCCCGCCAAAGUAA